GUCUCAGAGUUAGUCCCUCUUCUUUUGUCAGCCCCUCCUACGUAUUCAAACGGCAUCCUCCGUUGUUGCUCUUCCGGUGUUGCGCCACGUCUAGCCCAAAGGCUCCGUCGUUGCCGCCGGCCCUUUGAUUAGCAUUCGUUGGAUCGCGCAGGCUCUGGGCAUAUUUAAAUGGGCAAAACUUUCUGACCUUUUUUUUCCCCCUCUUGUAGCCUGCAAACCGUUCCCUUGUUCAGGCAUUUCUCGCCGAUCUUCAAAAUUCCGAGACCGCUCCCGGUCACCCCGUCAGGCAAUCAACAAAGCGCACUGAAAGAGCGCCUUGGAAACCCAAACGAGCAAAUAACGAAACAAAGACUUUUCUCCAUCCUCUAUUAGCCAUCUGUGAGCCAUCUGUGUCGAUCAAGGAAUCGACCAUUUAUUGCGAUGGCCCAGCACGGCUUCACCCAGUUUGGGUCUGGCCCCAAUGCCAGCCACAUCGAUCCCAACGAGUUGGCCAUGUCGGGAACAUACUCCCCGUCUUUCGCCAACAACAACUACAAUACAAACUCCAACACAAAUGGCUUCUCGAGCGGCUCUGCCGUAUUCGACGAUGAUGAGCUGCUCGAUGGCCUCGGCUCAGGCGGUCAAUCUGGCCUUCACGGCCAGGGCCAAGACUUUCACGGCUUGAGCAUGACUUACCAGAACAACUUCCAGUCACACCGCGGUUCUGGUUUACAAAUCGACGCCGCUCAAAUGAACGGCUACUCUAAUACUCCAGAUGGGGAUCCCAUCCAGAGCCCAUAUGCAUAUGGCAACACACACUACCGCACUCUUGGAAAUCUGCAGUCGCCAUUGUCCUACUCGCAGUCCCCUCUGGCUGCCGCUGACAUGGCAGACGGAACCGAUCCCAGCUACCUCAACGCCAAAGCGAGGGCCGCCCGCAUGUCGGUUCAGAUGCAGAGGAAAGCCUCCAACACUAGAACACCAAUGACUCCCAAGACCAAUAGCAUGCACGGCAUUCCCAUCGGAAGUGCCCAUGAUUCUCCCGGCUUUGGCCCUCAGUCUCUUAGAGCAGACAAGUCGCCAUCGGGCCAAUGGCUCCAAACCCCUAGCGGAAGCAUUCCAGCCUCUUUCAAUUCUGGCUUUUCGUCUCCUAUGCAGCCAAACAUGGUGCAAAUUAACGAGGUGAUGAUGAAAGGCGGCACGUCUAUGCCAGCCAAGCUUGGGGUGGGACCUGGCGGCGCCAUGUCUACCCAGGAAAUGAAGAGGAAGCGUCGUCGUGAAUCCCACAACCUCGUUGAGCGUCGCCGCCGUGACAAUAUCAAUGAGCGGAUCCAAGAUCUCAGCAAGCUCGUCCCUUCGCACAGACUGGAAGACGAAAAAGUUCGCAAACUGAUUUCCAAUGGCACACCCCUAUCGCCCACCCUCACUGGUGUUAACGCUACCUCUGGUCUAGCCGGACCAGGCGCUCGCAGAGCCACUGGCUCUGGCGCUGGCAAUAUCACGACUGGCCUUCCGAUUGAGGACAAAGACAAGGGCCCUAACAAGGGCGACAUUCUCAACGGUGCUGUCAGCUGGACUCGAGAUCUGAUGUGGAUGCUACAUCUCAAGCUGCAGCAACAGGAAGAGCUGAUCCACACCAUCGCCGACUUGGGUGGUCAAUUGCCUUUUGAGCAAAGCGACGAUGAACGCCGCAUGCAGUCCGAGCUCAUGGAUGCCAUAGCCAGGAACAACCCGUCCACCUUUGAUUACUCCCGUACGUCUGGCAGUGGCCUUAGGGUGCCUCACCACACUGAUUACCACGGUGAGCCUACUACCCACGAUAUGGGUGCCAAUCUUGACUCAGUGGGCAUCACCCCCGAAGGAAGUGGCAGUGGUGGCAUGCCCGGCGACAUUGGAGACGGUGUACACUUCUGGGCGGACGAUGACCCCAAUGGGCCUAUCAACUUCAAGGAAGAGGACGAGUAUGAUAUGGAUCUCACUCAAUAGAUGGCUAUUCGCGGCUAAGAUGUUUUAUUUCUUACCGCGUCUAUCCACCUCCUUCUAUCAUGUGUGUUUUUGGUACCCUUUUCCUUUUUUUUUUCACACUCCGUCUGGCGAUGUUUGCUUCUGCAUUAGCAGUCAACGUCUUGGGAAGGAGGAAAUUUGCAUCACUCUGGCGUUUCAAGAAGGACAUGUCCGAGUGCCCAUACUGGCGGCGUUUUAGGUGUAAUCUAUCACACCGGCAGGGCCUCGUCCUUUUUCUUUGGAGUGAUAGGGUGUUUGCUACAGGCAACGGCUUUUUUUGGCAGGGCUUUUUAUAAAUAGGAUGGAUUGAGUCUAUUUGCUUUCCUGGUUGUUUUCCCUCACGUCUGUUUUUCUUUUUCUUUUUCUUUUUCUUUUUCUUUGUCAUAUAUUGCAUUGCGGUACUAAGGAGUUGCGAGUCUCUUCGCUAUCGACUUUUUUUUUCCCGAUACGCACAAGCCUCUCCCUGUUUUCUUUUAUAUAUAUACAUACAUACCUUUAUAGCUGCUACAGGCUGUAUUGGUAUCUACUACAACCCUUUAUGAGAUAUGUAUUUGGUUUUUGCUGGUUUUGCUUUGGCGGGCACGAUACAGAAGGGACACUCUCCUAGCGAGAUGUGUUUUCCCCCAAUAUGACUGGACUUUGGUUUUUCAUGCCCUCCUUUCUUUUCUAAUGAUGCAAGGGCUGACUCUGGUCGCGUCUUCUGGAGAAGGAAUCUCAGGGAUUUGGUUGCUUUGACUGCUGAUACACAGCCCAUCUUUCCUUUUUUUUUUUUCCGACAUUUCUUCUUUCCUUUUCUCAUGGCUUUUAUUUGGAGGAUUACAUCUAUAUACUUACUUAAUUUCUUUAACCUAUCAACAUCAUCUCUUUGUAUCCUCUUGACUGCUUUCCUGUUUCGUUUUUCUACACCGCUUCAGAUACCACUUAUGACCAAUAAAUGACUUGUAUGAGCUCUUUUUGCUACGAAAGCCCUCUCUUGUGCCCCUUUUCAACUCAUGUAACAGGUAUCCAUUAGUGUGUAUUCAAGAAUUAUAGUAACGUCCAAGUACUAGCCAUUAAUUACAUGCAAGGUCUAAACACUACCUAUCCCAGGUAGUUUC
Molecule: messenger RNA, 3080 nt
Organism: Trichoderma atroviride IMI 206040
Lineage: Eukaryota; Fungi; Ascomycota; Sordariomycetes; Hypocreales; Hypocreaceae
Biological process (GO): regulation of transcription by RNA polymerase II
Molecular function (GO): RNA polymerase II cis-regulatory region sequence-specific DNA binding; protein dimerization activity; DNA-binding transcription factor activity, RNA polymerase II-specific
Source: RefSeq, a predicted model, not a curated record